Molecule: messenger RNA, 1894 nt
Organism: Rana temporaria (common frog)
Lineage: Eukaryota; Metazoa; Chordata; Amphibia; Anura; Ranidae
Gene: DNAJC11
Product: DnaJ heat shock protein family (Hsp40) member C11
Exons: 19
Biological process (GO): cristae formation
Source: RefSeq, a predicted model, not a curated record
CGCUCCUCUCCGGCGGCCGCUCUGUGUUCCCGGCAAACUCGGUGGCGGAGGUGAAAGGUGAGGAAGAUGGCGGCCGCCUUUAUGGAGGAAGAGGUGGACAACGAUGACUACUACGCGCUGCUAAACGUCAGGAGGGAGUCAAGUUCCCAGCAACUGUCUGAGUUUUUCAGGCGCUGCUGUAACAUUUUCCACCCGGAUCGUGAUCGCUCCCCGGAGCUGAAGAACGGGGAGAGCCGUAUGUUAACACUGCUUCACUAAUUAUUUGAAGUGCUUAGUGAUCCACAGUCAAGAGCCAUCUAUGACAUAUAUGGGAAGAAAGGACUGGAGAUGGAAGGAUGGGAGGUGGUGGAAAGGAAAAGAACCGCCGCGGAGAUAAGGGAAGAGUUCGAAAGACUACAAAGGGAAAGGGAAGAGAGACGACUUCAGCAGAGGACAAACCCCAAGGGAAUAAUAAGUGUCGGGAUUGAUGCUACGGAGCUGUUUGAUCGCUAUGAAGAAGAAUUUGAGGACUUGCCAGGAAGCGGCUUCCCCCAGAUUGAAAUAAAUCGUAUGCACAUCUCUCAGUCUAUUGAGGUAUUUACACCGAUCAUUUCUCUAGAAAUGCAGUCCUAUAUUUCAUAUGGGUUUUAUCUUUCUUCUGUUUUUAAGGUGGAGUUCGGAGCUGGAGAUCUGCAGGGACCUCUCUUCGGAUUAAAGUUUUUUCGGAAUCUCACUGCAAAAUGUUUCUUCACUACAAACUGUGUACUGCAGUUCUCCUCGCGGGGGAUGAGGCCCGGCCUCACGACAAUGCUGGCGCGGCAUCUAGACAAAAACACAAUGGGUUACGUGCAGUGGCGGUGGGGUAUCCAGUCGGCUAUGAACACCAGUAUUGUGCGGGACACAAAGACCAGCCACUUUACGUUGGCGUUACAGCUUGGAAUCCCGCACUCCUUCGUAAUGGUCAGCUACCAACACAAAUUUCAAGACGAAGAACAGACGCGAGUGAAAGGAUCUAUAAAGGCUGGACUUUUCGGGACCUUGGUUGAGUAUGGAGCAGAGAGGAAAAUUUCCAGGCACAGUGUUUUAGGAGCCACAGUCAGUAUUGGCGUGCCGCAAGGGGUGUCUCUAAAGGUCAAGUUGAAUAGAGCCAGCCAGACAUAUUUCUUCCCUAUCCACCUGACCGAUCAGCUCCUUCCCAGCGCCGUGUUUUAUGCCACCAUAGGGCCCCUCGUUAUCUAUGUGGCCAUGCACCGGCUUAUUAUCAAGCCGUACCUCAAGGCGCAGAAAGAGAAGGAGCUGGAGAAGCAGUGGGAAAGCUCGGCGUCGGAUAUAUUGCAGAAGAAGCAAGAGGCGGAGGCGGCCGUGCGUUUAAUGCAGGAGUCUGUACGGAGGAUAAUUGAGGCUGAAGAAUCGAAAAUGGGACUGAUCAUAUUAAACGCCUGGUACGGUAAAUUUGUUACGGACAAUAGCCGGAGGAACGAGCGAGUGAAGGUGAUCGAUGUGACCGUCCCUUUGCAGUGUUUGGUGAAAGACUCAAAGUUAAUCCUCACAGAAGCUUCAAAGGCUGGACUGCCCGGUUUCUAUGACCCGUGUGUUGGGGAAGAUAAAAGCUUGAAGAUCCUCUACCAGUUCAGAGGAGCGCUCCAUCAAGUCAUGUCUGCAGACAAUGAGGCACUUAGGAUACCAAAGCAAUCUCACAAGAUUGAUGUGGACGGCUAGCCUUUUCCAGAAAUCAGAGAGACACAUGGGGCUCAAAGCUGUGCCAGGCCGGAAACCUUCCCAGGAUUCUUUUCACCGGAGUCUGAAUGUUCCAAUAGAUUAUUAUUAUUAUUUUUUUUUUAUGGUUAUACAUAUUAAAGGGAUUUCAGGAUAUAACAUAUCUUCAUGAUAUGCAGAUAAAGUGACUCUUGUUUUA